AUGACUACAGUUGGCUCGCUCGUAUCCCCCAUCGAUUUCUUUCCUUCUUCGCUAAACAACAGCUAUUCCAUCGAGUUUCUCCCUCGACCUGUUCUAGACCAUCGCAUUGAUCCGCCAUCCUCUCGUUAUCCGAUCCAAUUGGAAAAGCUCACAAGUUUCAACUCCUGAAUGAAUCAUGGUGACAUCUGAAGAAAUAACUACGUACUCAGCACUCUCUAAGCUAGACACAGCAAAUCAUGAUGAUAGAGAGCGAGCUGAUUUCUUGGUUGACCACCACAGCGGUUCAUUAUCAAGCCCAAGAGGGUCUAGACAAGAUUAUCUAUGUCAACCAUCAUCAAAGCCUGACUUUCCUGACAACAAUUCAACUCAGGAACCUUGUUUUAUAAGUCAAAAUGGUGCCAAUCAUAAAGGAAACUUGAAGAAUGUUUUGAGUGGGUUAUCUGCAAUGGUUACGAGUCGGAACCUUGUUGAUGGUGCUAUUCAAUCACAGCUAAAUUCCAGCUUAGAUAUAUCAUUUUUGAGUUCUGAACUGAAUGGAGAUAGUUUUUUGUGUCCAUCAGUUUGUAUGCCAAGUGCACCACCUCUACUUGGGGUAGAAUCUGUUAACUAUAGUGCAUAUAAAGAUAUACUUGCAGCAGAGCCUCCUGAGUGGCUUCCAGAUAGUUAUUCUAAAGUCUGCAUGCAAUGCAAUUCCCCUUUCACGGCAAUUACUCGUGGAAGGCAUCACUGUCGAUUUUGUGGUGGUAUCUUCUGCAGAGACUGUACAAAAGGAAGAUGCUUGUUACCAGUCAAAUUCCAGGAGCGAAAUCCUCAGAGAGUCUGUGAUACUUGCUAUGACAAGCUUGAUUCUUUACAGAGCAUAUUGAUUAACUCAAAUAGCAAUGCUGUGCAGUCAGCUAAACAUGAUGUUACUGACUGGACAUGCAUGAGAGGGUGGUUAAAUUUGCCUGUGGGCCUCUCCAUGGAAUAUGAAAUAUACAAGGCCACAAAUACUUUGAGAAGUUAUUGCCAGGUUGCUAGAUUAAAUCCUGAGAAAUCUAUUCCAUGGUCUGUCCUUAGAGGAGCAAAAGGGCUUGCCAUACUAACAGUAGUUAAAGUUGGUGCGCUUCUUACUUACAAGGUUGGUUCUGGUCUUGUAGUUUCACGAAGGGUCGAUGGAUCAUGGUCUGCACCAUCUGCCAUUCUAUCUGUUGGUUUAGGAUGGGGAGCUCAGAUUGGAGGCGAACUGAUGGAUUUCAUCAUUGUGCUGCAUGGCUCUAAAGUUGUCAAGGCAUUUAGCAGCCAUAUGCAUAUUUCAUUUGGUGCGGGUAUCAGUGCUGCUGCAGGACCAGUUGGCAGAGUGUUUGAAGCAGAUCUCCGAGCUGGUGCUAAAGGGUCUGGCAUUUGUUAUACAUACAGCUGUAGCAAAGGUGCUUUUGUUGGGGUCUCGAUGGAAGGGAAUGUCGUAGCAACCAGAAUGGACGCCAACUUGCGCUUCUAUGGUGAUCCUUACUUGACCACUGGUGACAUUCUUUUUGGGACAGUGGAGAGGCCAAAAGCUGCUGCGCCAUUGUACUUGGCACUGGAUGAGCUAUACUCGAAGGUUUCAUAGUUAGCUUUUCGUUGGGGGAUCUCAUAUGUGUGUACAUGAUGUAUAGUUCCCUCUACCACUAGCUUUAUAUGGUCUCUCACCUUUUAUCAUCUUAUUGGAGGAUAAGAGAGCAUGAAAACCAUUGCUUGCUCUCGGUAGUUUACAGAUUAAAAUUGUGCAUAUUGGUCGCUUGACACACAUUAUAUACAAUGAGAGGUAGUGAAUAAAGAGAAUAAUGGUUUAACCGA
This is a messenger RNA of Musa acuminata subsp. malaccensis (wild Malaysian banana), 1818 nucleotides long. RefSeq lists its product as uncharacterized. Gene Ontology annotation, cellular component: ruffle membrane. Gene Ontology annotation, biological process: regulation of ruffle assembly. Lineage: Eukaryota; Viridiplantae; Streptophyta; Magnoliopsida; Zingiberales; Musaceae. The record is from RefSeq and is a predicted model, not a curated record. Gene Ontology annotation, molecular function: metal ion binding; phosphatidylinositol binding.